Molecule: messenger RNA, 879 nt
Organism: Diospyros lotus (date-plum)
Lineage: Eukaryota; Viridiplantae; Streptophyta; Magnoliopsida; Ericales; Ebenaceae
Product: profilin-1
Exons: 3
Coding region: 131-526 (131 amino acids)
Cellular component (GO): cell cortex
Molecular function (GO): actin monomer binding
Source: RefSeq, a predicted model, not a curated record
GGGUGUGUGCGUGUGUGUAUCCAUCAGAGCUUAUUUUUAACGCAAUCUGUUCGAUCUUUAAGGAAGAGAAGAAGAAGAAGAGGGAGAGAUUUGAACGCAGAGAGCAGAGAGCAGAGAGCAGAGAGCAGAGAUGUCGUGGCAAACAUAUGUGGAUGAGCACUUGAUGUGCGAUAUUGAAGGCAACCACCUCGCCGCCGCCGCCAUCAUCGGCCAAGACGGCAGCGUUUGGGCCCAAAGCGCCACUUUCCCUCAGUUUAAGCCUGAAGAAAUAACUGCUAUUAUGAAUGACUUUUCUGAACCCGGGUCACUUGCACCAACCGGCUUAUACCUUGGUGGGACAAAGUAUAUGGUGAUCCAAGGUGAGCCAGGCGCUGUUAUAAGAGGAAAAAAGGGCCCUGGUGGUGCUACUGUCAAGAAGACCAAUCAGGCUCUGAUAAUUGGAAUAUACGACGAACCAAUGACCCCUGGCCAGUGCAACAUGAUUGUGGAAAGGCUGGGCGAUUAUCUGAUUGACCAGGGUCUGUAGUAGUUGCAUUCUUAUGUACACCUUUUUCUUUUUGUUUUGGACGUCUUCCCUUUUUUUUUGGUGCUGGGGUUUUAGCUUUUUUCUUUCUUUCUUGGUUCAUGUUUACUUGCAAACCUUUCCCCCUGAGUCCCCCACAUCUCUUCAGGGGUUUGUAUUCGGCCACCUGAAGUUGGAAUUGUGGCAUUGUGGUGGCAUCUAUAUAUUUCACCAGUAAUGGAGAAUGUGUCUGGAUUGCUGCUUGGAAGAAUAUGGUCUUCUUCCUUUAUACAAAGCUAUUUGGCAUUGUAAACACUUCCGAGAGGUUGCAUGUUGAUUUUGAUUAUACUGUUUAAUAAGAUUUGUGUUUCCCCUAA